AUGUCUGUUCGCAACCCUCUCCCAUCGGUUACAACCAGGACAGUGGCGCGUCCUUCCCAAAAUGGCAUGGGCAAUGGUCUGUUCGCCACUGCAGAUAUCAAGAUGGGCGAGGAUGUGCUGCACGCCAAAGUGCCCUUCGUGGCGGUUCUUGACUCGUCGCGUCUGGAUGACACUUGUUCCGCCUGCUUUGGAAAAAGACAAAUGGAUUUCGGUACGGAGUUGAAGGCUUGUACCGGCUGUCGCGUGGUUAGAUACUGCGAUCGGACCUGCCAAUCCAAAGAUUGGAGAUUUGCCCAUUCGACGGAAUGCUCUAUCUUCCAAAAGGUCAAGCCAAAUGUGCUGCCCAACAACGCCCGUGCUAUUCUGCGGAUGGUGGUUCGCACAAGCAAAGGCAAAUACAACUCCCAAGAGCUGGAAACUUUUUCCCAGCUCGAAACGCAUAUCAACGAAAUUCAGGAGCUACAAGCCCAUCUCGACAGAAUCAUGCUUACUUCGAGAGCUGUCAAAAAUUACUCUGAAACAGAGAUGACUGAGGAAACUAUCAUGACCUAUGCAGCCAAGCUCGAUCUCAACUCAUUCAAUUUGACAACAGCUCUAUAUGAUCGCAUUGGGCUAUACAUGCACCCCUAUGCUGCCCUAAUCAACCACAGCUGUGAUUUUAACUCCACCGUCGGAUUUGACGGAGAGGAGUUGUUUGUCAAGGCCAUUCGCCCCAUAAAAAAAAACGAGCAGAUCUUCAUAUCCUACAUCGACACCACAACCCCCAAAGAGGUCCGCUGCAAGGAGCUGUCUGAGAGAUACUUCUUCGACUGCAAAUGUCCCAAAUGCGAAAAAGGAACCGACACUCCCGAGGACCGAUUCGAAGACACGUCGAAAGACAAGUCUGUCCUCGACGAAGCAGAGCGAAAGGCACUGGAAUUGAUGCAAUCGGCCCAAUCAUCGAACGCGUCACCAGACGAAACCAUCGAAAAGCUCGAAAAGGCCCUGCAUACCCUCAAACAAAGCUCCGCAUGGCCAUUGACCCGCCAACCCUACGCCUCUAUUCGUGACGACCUCAUAGUCUCCCUCCUUGCAGCCAACAGCUUCACCCGGGCAUUCAUCCAAGCCGCAAUCCGUUAUCUUCGUAUCGACCCCAUCCUCUACAGCCCUACACACCCAAUCCGACACAUCCACGCCUGGAUCCUGGCCAAGCUAGCCAUCUACCUUUCUCAGGGAUAUGAGCCUGAUCCCAAGGAUCCGAUUCAGCUUCAGGAUUUCGAGAUCAACUACCAUUAUAUCCUCUGGUAUAUCCUUGCUGAUCUGGCCAGUAGACAGAUGGAAAGCUGUACUGUGCCUGGCUUCAAAAAGCUCGUCGGAGCGAAUUUCCAGCAGGUUCAUACCGAGUUUAAGUCUAAUGGUAUUGACCCGAGUACGGCCAAGCCUCUUGUGAAUGUUGAGUGGAGGAAGCUUGAGAGACUGGUGCAGACUGCUUUGGACAAAGAAUAG
Penicillium argentinense is the source of this 1485-nucleotide messenger RNA. RefSeq names its product S-adenosylmethionine-dependent methyltransferase. The transcript is spliced from 3 exons. Lineage: Eukaryota; Fungi; Ascomycota; Eurotiomycetes; Eurotiales; Aspergillaceae. The record is from RefSeq and is a predicted model, not a curated record. The coding region runs from base 1 to 1485 and encodes 494 amino acids. Gene Ontology annotation, molecular function: protein binding. Gene Ontology annotation, cellular component: nucleus.